AGGAAUGGUAGGUUAUUGAGGAGGACUCUUUGUUUAAAGCUUGCAAAUUAAAGCAAAGACAAAACCUCACUUUUUCCCUCAUAAGAAAAACCAUGAACAAGGAUGAUGAGAUGGACAAAAAAACCAUCUUAGAAGAACUUCUCCUAAAGAAGUCACAACAAAAGAAGAAAAUGUCACCAAACAAUUACAAAGAAAGACUUUUUGUCCUGACAAAAACACACCUCUCCUACUAUGAUUAUGAUAAGAUGAAAAAAGGCAGCAAGAAAGGAUCGAUUGAUAUUAAGAAAAUUCGGUGUGUUGAAAGAGUGAAUCUUGAGGAACAAACCCCCAUGGACAGACAAUAUCCAUUUCAGAUUGUUUAUAAAGAUGGCCUUCUAUAUGUGUAUGCAUCAAAUGAAGAGAGCCGAAGCCAGUGGUUAAAAGCUCUUCAGAAAGAGAUAAAGGGAAACCCUCACCUGCUCAUCAAGUACCACAGUGGAUUCUUCACCGAUGGCAAGUUCCUUUGUUGUCAGCAAAGUUGUAAGGCGGCUCCUGGAUGCACCCUCUGGGAGGAAUAUCCAAAUCUGCAGGUGGCAAGCAUCCCUGGGAAAUCAAUAUUCCCCCACAUUCCUGAUAGACUGCUGAAGAUUCCACGAGCAGUUGCUGUUCUUCCACUUCAUGGAUCAUCCCCAAAAUCUAUGACAGCAGAAUUUGAUUCAGAGCUCAGGAUUCACAGUUCUGAGACAGAUGCAUGUACACAAGGCGAAAAUGCUGUAUCUGGGAUCCAGUUAAAGAGACAUGUAAAAACUCAGGGUAUGCCAAUGAUUUCCUGGGGAGAUGCAAGAUCAAGUUCAUCUGAGGAAGAGGAAAGCCUUAACAGCUAUGACUGGUUCGCAGGUGAUAUCUCAAGAGCCCAGUCUGAACAAUUACUGAGACAAAAGGGAAAAGAAGGAGCAUUUAUGGUUCGGAAUUCAAGCCAAGCAGGACGAUACACAGUAUCCUUAUUUAGUAUGGCCCUAAAUGAUAAAAAAGGAGCUGUAAAACAUUAUCAUGUGCACACAAAUGCUGAAAACAAAUUGUACUUAGCAGAAAAUUAUUGCUUUGAUUCGAUCCCUAAGCUUAUUUAUUAUCAUCAACACAAUUCAGCAGGCAUGAUUACAAGGCUUCGACAUCCAGUAUCUACCAAAGCCAAUAAGGUCCCAUUCACAGCAUCCUUGGGAAAUGGAAUUUGGGAGCUAAAGCGAGAAGAUAUUAUUCUUUUGGAAGAACUGGGAUGUGGACAAUUUGGAGUGGUGCAUCUGGGAAAAUGGAAAGGGAAGUAUGAUGUUGCCAUUAAGAUGAUUAAGGAAGGUUCUAUGUCGGAAGACGAAUUCAUACAGGAGGCCCAUACCAUGAUGAAACUCAACCACCCCAAGCUGGUCAAAUUCUAUGGUGUGUGCACUGAGAAGUACCCCAUCUACAUAGUGACUGAGUACAUUACAAAUGGUUGUUUGCUCAGCUAUCUGAAAUGUCAUGGGAAAGAACUCCAACCCUUCCAGCUUCUGGAAAUGUGCUACAAUGUUUGUGAAGCAAUGGCAUUCUUAGAGAGCCACCAGUUCAUACACCGAGACUUGGCUGCUAGGAAUUGUUUGGUUGACAGUGACCUUUCAGUGAAAGUAUCUGACUUUGGAAUGACCAGAUAUGUUCUUGAUGAUCAGUAUGUCAGCUCAGUAGGAACAAAGUUCCCAAUCAAGUGGUCAGCGCCAGAAGUGUUUCAUUACUCCAAAUAUAGCAGCAAAUCAGACGUAUGGGCCUUUGGAAUCCUGAUGUGGGAGGUGUUCAGUUUGGGAAAACAACCUUAUGAACUCUAUGAUAAUAGGCAGGUGGUGACAAAAGUUUCCCAAGGUUAUCGGUUGUAUCGUCCACAGCUAGCUUCAGACAACAUCUACCAAAUAAUGUACAGCUGCUGGCAUGAGCUUCCAGAAAAACGUCCCACAUUUCAUCAGCUCCUGUCUUCCAUUGAUACACUUCAGGAAGAUGACAAACUUUGAAAAAAGAAAAUGGAAGAAAUAUAUAUAAAGAACAUAAAUCUGGCAACUAUCUUCAUUCUUUUUAAGGGAAGCAGAAAGGACUGCACUCUCAGUAGUUUAGUUGCUUCAACUCAGUGUUGUGUCAUUUAUUGUUUGUUCUUUAUAAUGUAGAGGAGUGAAUAAGAUAAGGGAGGAAAAUUUCCAAGGAUUUUUAGGGGGUCAUCUGACUAAAAUUUACUGAUAUUGCUCCUAAGAGAACAAUAUUCCCUUGAUGAAAAUAGAAUUACAUAUUGUGGUAUAUGAAUGUUAUGGAAUAUUAUUGCUCAGUAAGGAAUGACCAGCAGGAUGAAUACAGAGAGGCUUGGAGAGAUCUACAUGGACUGAUGCUAAGUGAGAUGAGCAGAACCAGGAGAUCAUUAUACACUUCAACGAUACUGUAUUAGGAUGUAUUCUGAUGGAAGUGGAUUUCUAUGACAAAGAGACCUAACUGAGUUUCAAUGGAUAAAUGAUGGACAGAAACAGCUACACCCAAAGAAGGAACACUGGGAAACGAAUGUGAACUAUUUGUAUUUUUGAUUUUCUUCCCGAGUUAUUUUUACCUUCUGAAUCCAAUUCUCCCUGUGCAACAGGAGAACUGUUCGGUUCUGCAAAUAUGUAUUGUAUCUAGGAUAUACUGCAACAUAUUUAACAUUUAUAGGACUGCUUGCCAUCUUGGGGGGGGUGGAGGGAGGGAAGGGAAAAAAUCAAAAUAUAAGCGAGUGCAAGGGAUAAUGUUGUAAAAAAUUACCCUGGCAUGAAUUCUGUCAAUACAAAGUUAUUAUUAAAUAAAAUAAAAUUUAAAUAAAAAAAAGAAAAGAAAAUAGAAUUACAUUUCAUGCCCAUUUCUAUUAAACAGUAUUCAUUUUUCACUACUUUUAUAAAUUAAAUAGAAAGUUAAAAUGAUUAAUUUAUUGAGGUUUAUUUUAUCAGACUGUAUUCUUAUUCUUUUUCUUAGAGUAUAAUCAUUAGAUUUAGAACUGAAGAGAGAGAUUAAUAACCCAGCCCCUUCAUGAAAUCCAGAGAG
This is a messenger RNA of Antechinus flavipes (yellow-footed antechinus), 3051 nucleotides long. It is a transcript of the gene BMX, whose product is annotated as BMX non-receptor tyrosine kinase. Gene Ontology annotation, molecular function: non-membrane spanning protein tyrosine kinase activity; ATP binding. Lineage: Eukaryota; Metazoa; Chordata; Mammalia; Dasyuromorphia; Dasyuridae. The transcript is spliced from 19 exons. Gene Ontology annotation, biological process: B cell receptor signaling pathway; intracellular signal transduction; peptidyl-tyrosine autophosphorylation. The record is from RefSeq and is a predicted model, not a curated record. The coding region runs from base 93 to 2009 and encodes 638 amino acids.